AGAAAAAUAAUAGGAUUUUAACAGAAUAUGGUAUUAUUAAAAAGGUGCUUGGAAAUUAUAACUAUAAUAAUUUUAAAGAGUAUCGUAAACUAGCUUUUAUUUCUAAAGAUUUUUUCAUCGCAUCUAAAAAUGUAUUGAUUACACUUUAUCUAAUAGACAUUGAUGAUAUAUGCUAUAAUCCAAGACCAACUCAUAAAUAUUAUAUUGAAUAUAACGUGACUAAAAAUUUAAUUUUAAAUGAUAGAUUUUCAAAUAUUAGAUCUAUCUAUUAUAAUUGGUCUUCGUUGACUACGACGGCCGUAUCUCACAGCAAGAGGUUUUAUCCUGCAAUUACAAAUGAGUAUUUUUACAAAAAGUUAAUACGCAAUCCAUUCAAUAAGACAUUUGAAAGAGAUUCUGAGGACCGUAUAGUGAUUGAUAUGAAAGACAUCAUGAUUAAAACAGCAAAUAUUUCAUUUAAUCGCCAAUUAUCUAGCAAAGAAUCUACAACUGCCUUUAGAAGACCAUAUCAUGAAUUAAUCCCAGUUACAGAUCACGAGCAUGGUCAUUACGUAACUACACCCUCUGAUAUAGCAGAUAAAUGGAUAUACGAAGACAUAAAUAUACUGGAUCUAUCAAACAAAACAAAGUCAAUACUGAGCAAUCUUAUUGAUAGUUAUGAAUAUCAAAUCGAUGGUGUUAGCAUCGUGGAAAUGGGAUACUAG
Racocetra persica is the source of this 704-nucleotide messenger RNA. The record is from the annotation of a GenBank genome assembly. NCBI's taxonomy places the organism in Eukaryota, Fungi, Glomeromycota, Glomeromycetes, Diversisporales, Gigasporaceae.